Molecule: messenger RNA, 10599 nt
Organism: Micropterus salmoides (largemouth bass)
Lineage: Eukaryota; Metazoa; Chordata; Actinopteri; Centrarchiformes; Centrarchidae
Gene: ptprsa
Product: protein tyrosine phosphatase receptor type Sa
Exons: 37
Coding region: 588-6410 (1940 amino acids)
Biological process (GO): protein dephosphorylation
Molecular function (GO): protein tyrosine phosphatase activity; protein binding
Source: RefSeq, a predicted model, not a curated record
AUUUGACUCCUGUCUCCCCACCCCCAGUCCGUGAGAGGUGGAUUUAGGAAGAAAGGAACCAAAACCUGGGACGCGGAGAUAACGAGAGACACCAAUAAAGAGAUAUAGGCGACAUUUGGAGAUCCGCGCGCGGCGGUGUCGCGCACGGAUAAUAAUAGGGUGUUUUAUUUUUCUUUCACUGAGGAGAUUCUGGCUCAGAGCGUCUGAUCUCGGGGAAAAGGAAUACAAACGCACGGGGAAUAAUAUCGGCACUUUAUACUCGCUCCCCCCGUUAACAAGUGACUGCUCUGCCGCUGAAGAAAUUGGGAUAUAGCUAACGUUUUUUUUUUCUUCAAACAUCGGGGGUGCGAAGUAGCUGUUUUUCUGAAGGAAUACGACUGCUCACCCACAAAGAAUACGGAGUUUAAAAGCUUUCCCCCGUAAAGCAACUAGGGGGUAGUUAAAGAAAUACUACCGUUGAAAGUGCUAGUCCAUCCUGCGUGAAGACCCGAACCUUCCCUGCGCAGUCAGGGCCUCGGCUCUCCAGCCAGGUCGAAGAUCAGUCCCACCCCACCCCUCCCUGCCCCCUUUUCCCUACUGGAGCCAAGAUGGCCACCAGCGGUGCCCCUCGCCUCUCCUUGCCACUCCUGUUGCCUGUCACCACGCUGCUGCUAUCACUGCUGCUCACCGGCGCCCACGCCUUAUCACCACCACGGUUCACUAAAGUUCCCGUCGACCAGAUUGGUGUCUCGGGGGGCGUGGUCUCCUUUGUGUGCCAGGCGACGGGCGAUCCCAAGCCAAGGGUUAGCUGGAACAAGAAAGGCAAGAAGGUCAACUCCCAGCGUAUAGAGACGAUUGAGUUUGACGAGGGUGCCGGCGCCGUACUCAGAAUCCAGCCUCUCCGAGCGCCACGUGAUGAGAACAUCUAUGAAUGCGUUGCCGAGAACACCGAGGGCGAGAUCACUGUCAAUGCCAAGCUGUCCAUCAUCCGAGAGGACCUACUCCCACCAGGCUUCCCUAACAUUGACAUGGGCCCUCAACUCAAAGUGGUGGAGCGUACUCGAACAGCCACCAUGCUUUGUGCUGCCAGUGGCAACCCUGACCCAGAAAUCACCUGGUACAAAGACUUCCUGCCCAUUGACCCCAGUGCAAGUAAUGGGCGAAUCAAACAACUACGCUCAGAAAGCUUUGAGGGUACCCCGAUUCGAGGUGCCUUGCAGAUCGAGAACAGCGAGGAGACAGACCAGGGGAAGUACGAGUGCGUGGCGUCUAAUGUGGAAGGCGUACGCUACUCGUCCCCUGCUAACCUUUAUGUGCGAGAGCUUCGAGAAGUCCGGCGGGUGCCUCCUCGCUUCUCCAUUCCACCAACGAGUCAGGAAAUUAUGCCUGGUGGCAGUGUGAACAUAACAUGCGUGGCAGUGGGAUCGCCCAUGCCUUACGUCAAGUGGAUGCUGAACUCAGAGGACUUGACACCAGAGGAUGAGAUGCCAGUGGGCAGAAACGUUCUCGAACUGAGCAGCGUCCGUGAGUCAGCCAACUACACCUGCGUGGCCAUGAGCAGCCUUGGCAUCAUUGAAGCUGUUGCGCAGAUCACUGUCAAAUCUCUCCCCAAGCCUCCAGGUACCCCUGUGGUUACUGAAACCACUGCCACCAGUGUGACCAUCACCUGGGACUCAGGCAACCCAGACCCAGUGAGUUAUUACAUUAUCCAGUAUAGAGCCAAGUCCCCAGACAGCAAGUAUGAGACGAUGGAUGACAUCACCACUACACGUUACAGCAUUGGUGGCCUCUACCCCAACACAGAGUAUGAAAUUCGUGUCUCAGCUGUCAACACAAUUGGCCAGGGUCCUCCUAGUGAGCCAGUAGAAGCCCGGACUGGUGAACAGGCCCCUGCCAGUCCACCACGAAACAUCCAGGCCCAGAUCAUAUCCCCAAACACCAUGAUGGUACGCUGGGAAGAGCCUGAGGAGCCCAAUGGGCAGAUCAAGGGCUACCGCGUUUAUUAUACCAUGGACGACUCCCAGUCCAUGAACCUCUGGCAGAUUCAUAAUGUCCAAGACAGCCUCAUCACCACUAUCCAAAGCCUGGUUCCUCAAGAGACAUACACAAUUAAAGUCCUAGCAUUCACCUCUGUUGGAGACGGACCCUUCUCAGAGCCUAUCCACGUCAAAGUACUGCUAGGAGUUCCAGGUCAGCCAUCCAAAUUUCAGGCUGGUGCUGUGUCUGACACUAGCAUUGAACUGACCUGGGAACCUGCCUAUGAGAAAGAAGGAAUUGUAAAUUAUGAACUUCGUUACACGGAAGGCAGUUUGGGCAUCCAGAUGAAGAAAACAUUUGGACCAACAUCUUCAUAUGUUGUGGAAGGUCUCCGCCCAAACACAGAAUACCAUUUCUCCCUGGCAGCCAUCUCUAACAAAGGCAUCGGAGCCUUCACCAAUGACAUAUCACAGAAGACCUUGCAAGCCAAGCCCUCAGCCCCCCCUCAAGACAUUAAGUGCAGCAGCACGAGCUCCACCACCCUGCUGGUAAGUUGGCGCCCCCCGCCUUUGAAGAGUCAGAACGGUGUCCUGGCGGGGUAUAGGGUGCACUACCAGGUGGUGGGCCCGUCAGAAGGCGGCAGUGACGAUGGGGUGCCCACGGAGGAGCCCACAGUCCCUGCCACUGAAGAGCAGGUGCUGCUGCAGCGAUUGGAGAAGUGGACCCAGUACCGCAUCACUGUGUCUGCCUUCACCGUAAUAGGGCCGGGCCCUGAGAGUGAGCCCCUGAUCUGCCGCACAGACGAAGACGUUCCUGGGGCUCCUCCAAGGCGGGUGGAGGUGGAGGUCCUCAACUCCACAGCAUUAAAGGUGAUGUGGCGUUCCCUGACGCCAGGCAAGCAGCACGGACAGAUCCGUGGCUACCAGGUUCACUAUGUACGAGUGGAAAAUGGCGAGUCACGGGGCCUGCCCCUCAUCAAGGACGUCAUGCUAGCAGAUGCCCAGGAAAUGGUCAUCGGAGGACUAAAGCCUGACACCACUUACUCCAUCACGGUGGCAGCGUACACCACCAAGGGGGAUGGAGCCCGGAGCAAACCCAAACUGGUGGUGACCAAAGGGGCAGUGCCUGGUCCGCCCUAUCUGUCAGUGGCUCAGGAUUCAGAGACGUCAGCUGUGGUUCGCUGGGACCCUCCAGACCUGACUAACGGCAUGGACCUGCAGGGUUACCGGCUCCAGUUUGGCCGGAGAGAUGUCUCUCCUUUGGCCACGCUGGAAUUUGCUCCCCAAGAACGACAGUACUCUGUGGGCAACAUUCACCGGGGGGCCACUUAUCUCUUUAAAAUCUCAGCCAAGAGCAGGGGAGGCUUUGGGGAGGAGGCUGUGGUAGAACUCAAUGUGCCCGAGAAUACGCCAGGGGGAUACCCUCAAAUUGAGGAGAGCUCCAAUGUGACAUGCUGCUCCGUGCAGCUGUCCUGGUCUCCACCUGUGUUGGCUGAGAGGAAUGGGGUAAUCACAGAGUACACUUUGGCCUAUAAGGAAGCCGGUACCGGAGGAGCACCACGGGAGCUCCACUUGCCUCCCAACCGGUCCAGCUAUGUGCUCAACAGCCUCAAACCAAACUCUGCAUAUGAUGUAAAAAUACGUGCACACACCAGUGUAGGUCCAGGGCCCUACAGCCCGCCUAUCCAGUAUCGGACGGUGGCCUUUGAUCCAACAGACGUUCCAAAGAAUUUCACUGUCAAGUGGGCCACCAAGACCACAGUGGUCCUUGCAUGGAAGUUUUCUGAAAGCAGGUUUCCAUACAAGUGCACGAUUGAGUACAACCGUCAGAAAAUGGAUGUGGAUGCCAGGCAGAUGAGAGUGCUCAUCACUGGGCUAAGGCACAAUACCACCUAUGAAUUCAGGGUGACAUGCCAAGAAAGCAUGGAGGGUGGGCCCAGACACCGUGUAGUUGCCCGGACCGCACCACUCAUCCUGGUCAAGAAACCCAAGCUUGACAUCUAUGCUGAACCUGACAACAUGCUCACCAUGUCCUUCCCACCGCUCGAUAACAAGGAUGUCAAGAACUUCUAUGUUGUUGUGGUGCCACUCAAGAGGACCUCAGGAACUGUCAAAAACCUGAAGAACCCUGAUGAGAUGGACAUGGAAGAGCUGUUGCGAGAGGUGACCCCAAAGCGUCGUUCACGCCGUCAGCUGGCUCAGCUGGACCAGAGGAAGCCCUACGUCACAGCCUGCUUCAGGCAGCUGCCCUCCAGCUUCACGGUGGGAUCUGACCACCGCCACAGCAGCUGUGAGAACAAGCCUCUUGAACCUGGCCAGGAGUAUGUCUUCUUCCUGCUGGCUGAACUCAACGCCACUGCUGGGAAAAUGUUUGCUACCAGCCCUUAUACCGACACAGUGAUGACUCCUGAGCUGGUGGUGGACCCUCUUCCAGUAGAGACUGGUGACGGACUCAUAUGGGUGGUGGGCCCAGUCCUAGCUGUGGUCUUCAUCAUCUGCAUCGUCAUUGCCAUUCUUCUGUAUAAAAACAAACCUGACAGCCGCAAAAGAAAAGAGUCUGAGCCACGCACAAAAUGUCUGCUGAACAACGCAGACAUUACGCCCCACCACCCUACAGACCCUGUGGAGAUGAGACGCAUCAACUUCCAAACUCCAGAUUCUGGUCUAAGCAGUCCUCAGAGUGAAGCAGAUUUUGUCUAUGAAAGUAUGAUGAAUCAUCCUCCCAUCCCUAUUUCAGAGCUGGCCGAACACACAGAGCUUCUCAAGGCCAACGACAACCUCAAGCUCUCCCAGGAAUAUGAGUCCAUCGAUCCAGGCCAGCAGUUCACCUGGGAACACUCCAACCUGGAGGUGAACAAGCCCAAAAAUCGUUACGCCAAUGUCAUCGCCUACGACCACUCCCGUGUCAUCCUGGCCCCCAUCGAGGGUAUCACGGGUAGUGACUAUAUCAACGCCAACUACAUUGAUGGCUACAGAAAGCAGAAUGCCUACAUCGCCACCCAGGGUCCAUUACCAGAGACAUUCGGGGACUUCUGGAGGAUGGUGUGGGAACAGAGAGCUGCCACUGUGGUCAUGAUGACCAGGCUGGAGGAAAAGUCACGGAUUAAGUGUGACCAGUACUGGCCAAGUCGUGGCACAGAAACCUAUGGUAUGACCCAAGUGACCCUGUUAGAUACCAUAGAAUUGGCCACUUUCUGUGUCCGCACUUUUUCCUUGCACAAGAAUGGCUCUAGUGAGAAGCGGGAGGUUCGUCAGUUCCAGUUCACAGCGUGGCCUGACCACGGUGUGCCAGAGUACCCAACCCCCUUCCUGGCCUUCCUCCGUAGGGUGAAGACCUGCAAUCCGCCUGACGCCGGACCCAUCAUUGCCCACUGCAGUGCGGGUGUCGGUCGGACAGGCUGCUUCAUUGUCAUCGACGCCAUGCUUGAGCGUAUCAAGCACGAGAAGACUGUCGACAUUUACGGCCAUGUGACGCUGAUGCGUUCACAGCGGAACUACAUGGUGCAGACGGAGGACCAGUACAGCUUUAUUCACGAUGCACUGCUGGAGGCUGUGGCCUGCGGCAACACUGAAGUGGCUGCACGGAGCCUAUAUUCCUACAUCCAGAAGCUGGCCCAGGUGGAGAGUGGCGAGCACGUCACUGGCAUGGAGCUAGAGUUCAAGCGUUUGGCCAACUCCAAAGCCCACACAUCGCGUUUCAUCAGUGCCAACCUUCCCUGCAACAAGUUCAAGAAUCGGCUGGUCAACAUCAUGCCGUACGAGACCACACGCGUGUGCCUGCAGCCAAUCAGAGGCCUGGAAGGAUCGGACUACAUCAAUUCCAGCUUCAUUGAUGGAUACAGGCAACAGAAGGCCUACAUUGCAACGCAGGGCCCUCUGGCAGAGACUACAGAGGACUUCUGGAGAAUGCUCUGGGAAAACAACUCUACUAUUGUAGUCAUGUUGACCAAACUGAGAGAGAUGGGACGGGAAAAGUGUCAUCAGUACUGGCCGGCAGAGCGCUCUGCCAGGUACCAGUACUUUGUGGUUGAUCCCAUGGCAGAGUACAACAUGCCCCAGUACAUCCUUCGAGAGUUCAAGGUCACAGACGCCAGGGAUGGCCAGUCCAGGACAGUAAGGCAGUUCCAGUUUACUGAUUGGCCAGAGCAAGGUGUGCCCAAAUCUGGAGAGGGAUUCAUUGAUUUCAUUGGGCAGGUGCAUAAAACCAAGGAGCAGUUUGGACAGGAUGGACCAAUCUCUGUCCACUGCAGUGCUGGCGUGGGCAGGACGGGAGUCUUCAUCACCCUCAGCAUCGUCCUGGAGCGAAUGCGCUAUGAAGGCGUGGUUGAUAUCUUUCAGACAGUAAAGAUGCUCCGGACACAGAGGCCAGCCAUGGUCCAGACUGAGGACGAGUACCAGUUCUGCUAUCAUGCAGCUCUGGAGUAUUUAGGAAGCUUUGAUCACUAUGCAACGUAAAAAGCCAUCUCUUCCCCCAGAAUCCUGCCGCCCCCCUCAACAGUCUCCUGAGCCAUAGAAACUUUGAAAAAAAUAACAACAGCAGACGACAGUAACACCAUCCCUAAUUCAGACACACCAAACCAGGAUCCUAUUGUAGAUUUUUAGAGGACGACGCCCAACCAACAAGUUUAGAAUAAUUCCAAUUCGACUAAGAGACCCUUCAUGAGGAAGUGAGGAAAAUUGCCCAUCAUCCAGAAAAGAGAAGAAAAUCCUCGUCAGGAGAGGAACCAGAUGCUGUGGCUCAGGCUGUGGGGCGGGAAUCGAUCAAAGUGUCAGACUGCUUACCUUACCUCAAGUGUUUCAAUGUGGAGGACAUUGUAAACAUUCGUGGACAUUUUUUCUUCUCAAAAAUAUCUUCGUGAUACAACGGUAACAAGCAACAGAUAAUGAAGGAGAAGGCAACAGAGAAAAUCAUUGAGAGGCAGAUGGAUGUAGCCAAGACGAGGUGACUUUCUUGUUUUUUUGAUAUGCCUGGGUGUAAAAGGGGGUUAAAGUAUUUCUAUCAACACAUUUUGUGAGUGAUAUCCAGAGAAAUGACCAAAUUGUUCUUGCCUGUGUGAACAGAAAUGGUUUUCCCCAAACUCUGGUAAGACAAAAAAAAUAGAAACAGUGGAAUCAUUAAUGGCACGAGAACACUACCAUCUGGCAUCAAAGAAACCUUGAGUUUUGUUUUUUUUACACUGUUCCACUAAUGAUAUGCAUAAUUUGUGUGGUGUGGCAAAACACUCAACUAUUGAAGUAUACAUCACAUAACUGCGUGUUCUCAAGUGCUAAGAGCUUAGAGAAGGCAGUGUCAGCGGUUGUCGUGAAGAAAGCAGCUACACAUAUCUGACGAUCAGUUAGUUUCAUGAAUUGUGAACUUCUGUAAAAUCAGUCUCCCAAGCCAGGCAAUCACAGUGAUGCUGAAAAGUCACCAGAGAAAUCGGGGAAAACGUCCGCUGUUGCAAGAAGCUGCAGCUGACUCGUCUUGCAGGUGGUCAAGGCGGGAGAAAUGACAACUGUGUCCCAUGAUUUUUUACAAUCACUCCUCACUUUGGAACCAUUGCAUCAUGGGGCUUCGGUGUUAACAUCCACCAUUGCAAAGAAGAGGAACAAAUGGAACAACCAAACCAGGAUUGCCGUAAAGUUGGGGCUUUCUUUGUGUACAGUGACCAACGCUCAUCAUCAUUGUUUCGAACUUGUUUGUCCUUUGAGGAAUUAUCUUUUUUUCUUUUUAUUUUCUGUCAAAACCAAACAUGCUGCUUAUCUCGUGUAUGCUGUACGUGUGACUCUUGAGGGAGAGGAAACUGACGAACAAAAGAUGCCAGCUCUGCUAACCACUCGCAUCCAGGCGGGCAUGACUGAAAGCGCAUCCACAUUACACCGUUUUUUUCCACCUCUCCUUUUUUUUCUUCUCCAGCCUUCUCUAUAAUCAUCUAUUUCAUUGUACAAGACUCAAGAGUGGCAAAGGCCUGUUGCAAUUUCAAAGCUGUAUGUUCAUGUGGUUGAAAAAUUGGCCUUUAGUUCCACUGUAUGUGUGUUUGGUAACAGGUGGAUAAACAAAGUAGUUGCUUUGGUUUUUGUCCUCAGUUUUAUAGAUGAUGUCUCUGUGGGUGCCACAGCCAGACCAGGCAGCCAUGUUGGAUCUCAACGCCAUGAUGUGAUAAUGAAAUUCUUCGGUACAAGUUACUUGCACAUCCCUAAAAAAAAAAAAACAAACAAAAGAAACUUGAAACAACUACUCCAAAAACAACUGCAGGUUGGAUUUGACGCAUUAAUGUAUAUGUGUCUGAUAAGAAAAAAUCAAGCUUUUGAAAUCACCAGGUUUUCAUUUUGAGAUCAGUGCUUUGGUACAGAUGAGUGUACGGAUUCUGUGAAGGUUUCUGACGAGUGUGCACAAAAAAACAGAGCGAUGGACAGAACUGUGUGUAAUCUUUUCUUAUUUCCAAAAAAGCCUUAUUGUUAUUGUAACAUUAUGAAAACAUUAAUGUUGUAUUACAACGAUUUAUUUUACAUGACAUAGUUGACUUUUUAUUUUCUUUUUGGUUUAGUUUUUUAACAGAGAUGUUGUAUCGCAUUUUUUAAAAAUUAGCAGGAAAAGAGAAAUGCUUAUUUGUUCAUAUUACGUUUAAAGACAUUCUAUUUUUUCACUGUAGAAAAUGUUAAGUAUAACAUGUCUGUGUGUAUGUGUGCAUAUAUGUAUUUUUAUAUAUGUAUACUGCACACUCACACAUGCAUAUAUAUUUAAAUGCAGAAUAUAAAGAUAUAUCCAAACACUUAGUAUUAAAUCAAUUUUUCUCCUCAUCAUCUUUAUUUUUUUUUAUACCAGCCAGUGCUCAUGUUUGAAAAUAUGAUGACUUUUUGUUUCUUUUUGUUUGUGUGUUUCGUUUCUAUAAUCUAAGAAACAUUGUGUGUUUCUUAAGAAAAAGCAGAGAUGAUGUCAGCACUUUGCCUGAGUCCUCUGCCUCCACUCACCAAUUUAACUUCUACCCCUGGGUAGGUCCUGUGCCGAUGAGGAGAUGCCAUUUUUAAACAUUAAGAUUCUUAUUAUCAUUAACUUUUAGACAUUAGUAUUCUUUUGAUUAAUAUUUUGAGCAUUUGAAAAAUGAACUGGUCUACAAAAUAUCUAAUCAAAAAUUUCAUAACUGAACUUUUUUGUUAUCUAUGUCAGCCCAAGUUGACAAACUGUACCUUGUAUGAUCUUGUCCAACUAUGACCCUCAAGUUCUUUCUCUUUUUUUACUUUUAUUAUUUUCAGAUAUAAUGUAGUCAUUCAUUUUGUUAGAUAUCCACCAUGAUCUAGAAUAUACCUGUAAAUAAACAAAUAUAUAGAUUAUAUGUAUUUGUAUCAUUUGACCCUCAAGAUCUCAUACUUUAAGUGGGGACAGAUUCAGAAUUACAAAGAUCAAGUUUCUGCUCAUAUCCGACUUCCUGGUGUUUGUAAAGCCUGUUUUCUCUCCUUCUGAAAUGUUCUUUCUCCAACCCUGCUCCCUGGUCUUUAAUUACCACUCGCUUUUUUUCUGCCUUUAAUUUCCCCUGCUAGCAGUUAAACUGGGAAACAAGCCAGUUCUUGUUCUCACUCCUAUAGCCUCAAUGAGGGCGUGAAGUCAGCAUCAGCGAUCUGCUAGUAUAAUUUAGCUGAUGAUGGGAAGUUAGGCCACUCUACCAACUGACCAUUUGAAUUGGUAAUCAACCAUCAAUUCAAGAUCCUUUACAUUCUUGUUCUAACUAUAUACAAAAACUUCUCUUUCACACCAUGGAACUAAAGCAACUAGAAUAUGUUCAAUUCUUAUUAAUUAAUUAGACCUUUAAAAAGAAAAGAAAUUAGAGAGGAAUUGUAGAUUCUUAAUUUGUAACAAUGGCACCCAUAGUUGAUGUUAAUUCUUUAAAAGUUUCCCGCAAAUGCCCACAAGGUCCCCAGCUGUCCUAAAAUGCUAUGGUGUUAUCCAUAAAUACGGCAUAACAUGAUGGACAAAUACAGCUAUGCUAAAGGCCAUACAUAGUUCAGUUGCAACAACACAAAACAAUGUUGAUUUAUUUUCCCCCUGGUGCGUUGUAUAGAACCAUACUCUGUGUUUUUGUUCAGCCAUGUUUCGCUCUGGGAUGCAGAAAGAAAUCAGGACUCAAUGAAACAGAGAGCAGUGCGAUGCAACCAAGGGAAGAUCAAGACAACCAAAAACUUGCUGCAAAUUCACAUUUCCAGCAUGUCAUUUCUGAACAGUGGGAACCAUGCGAUGUUUCAUAAUGAACUCAAAUCCUGAACUUUCUUUCGGAAUUUAAAAAGUCUGGUAAAAUGGGCCCAUGCCAAAACUGAAACGGUGGAGUUCUUUGGAAGCUUGUGCAAUGUGUUACUCUUUUGACUUCAUGUAAAGAUGUUAGACUUUUGAAUACAGACGCCAAAUUUACUGGAAUAUGUCGCAGAAUAUUUGGGGGGGGACUAACAAAAAACAACACUAACAAAAAAUGACAUCUAAAAGAAUAGAACAUAUACAGUACGUACCGACAAAAUGAAAAAUAACCCUAACUCAGCAAAAUAGUUUUUCCUUUGUAAGAGGGCCAAGUGCUAUCACUUUCAAACUGUUACUUCUAACUGAAACAAUAAUUGGUUUAAAGCCACUGUGUAUGUAGAUAUGUUGACUUUGUAUUAAAGAAAUGUUGUCUGAAAACGA